AUAGUAAGUAUAAUGUAUAAUCAUUAUUAUCAAAAAACCUUUGAAAUGUCAACUGCCACAAGGAGUGGUUUGACACGUUCUUUUUGAAAUAUAAUAAAUUUCGAUAUGCCUGCAAGAGUGAAGACGUGCUGUGUUAUUGGAUGUGAAAAUCGAGAUGCAAGAAGAUAUGCCAUCACUACCGAUGAGAAAAUUCGAAAAGUGUGGCUUGAGCGCAUCGACAAUAGGAAACUUUUGGAAUUGGAGAAAUAUCAAAUUAAGCAUGUUAGAAUAUGCCAGUGCCAUUUUCAUAGUGAUUGUUUGGAAAGCAAUGGAAAGCUGAAAAAAGGUUCUUUGCCCGCAAUUGAUUUGUCAGGGUAUACUGCAGAUCACGAGGACAUUUUCUUUAGAGAGCCGAAAAAAACAAUAUUUCAUGAUAUAACUCUAAAGGACGUUUAUGAAAUAGGACCUUCUACGUCAUUUGGGUUGAGUCUUGAGUCCUAAACGAGGUGUUA
Molecule: messenger RNA, 491 nt
Organism: Harmonia axyridis
Lineage: Eukaryota; Metazoa; Arthropoda; Insecta; Coleoptera; Coccinellidae
Exons: 3
Coding region: 106-480 (124 amino acids)
Source: RefSeq, a predicted model, not a curated record